UAUUGAUCGAUCUCACGAGUGUUGUUUUUGUUCAACAAUUCAAUUUAUAAAACACACAAAAUGCUUAUCAAAUCAUCGUGUAAAUGCGCUUCUCGGUAAAAAAUAAUAUAAAAUGUAUAAUUUGUGUAUUUUGUGAAACAAACGUGUUAAAUACAGUGAAUGAAUUCAAGUGGUAAAAACGCAACACAUCAAAAUGAAUCCUGUUUUAAAAGAAGCUUUUAAUCGUAUUAAGCCCGUUUGCGACAUGCUUAUGGUAUGUCCCACGGCAGAUACUGUCUCAAACUUCGUUAAUAAGAUAACAAAAUUAAAGAAAGAUGUUGUGCAAGAACUACAGCAGUAUUUGUUGUUCCCUUUCAUAACUCAUAUUAGUUCGACGGAAAUCGAAACAAAAUAUGGACUGCAAAGAAAACUUGUAGAUGGCAUGAGGGCAGUAUUGGAAAGAGUCACAGUGAACAGUUUUGAGAUGUGCAUGAAAAUUGAAAUCGGCUUACUGCAACUGGUCUUUGAUAAAGACAGGCCAGGGAUGAUUGCAGAAAUCCCAGAGGAGUUGAAACUCAGUGUUAUGUUGAGCCUCACAGUACUGAUGCUCAAUAUGGACAAGAAAUUCAGGGAGAAACUGAUGAAGACCCAGGUUCCACUACUGGCACAAGCUGUCUUUGUUGCUGUCCACAUUGCCAAACUCGACCGGCUUAGGGCUCUAAGAUUGGCAGCUAUCCACUGCGUGACUGCGCACACCGGAACACACGCCAGUCAAACUGAUGAUUACAGCAUCAAGGAUCCGGUCAUAGAGAAAGCCGUGGUUGAUAUGCUGUCCAGCAUAUUGCCAGGGGUGCUAGCUGGGCUGCAAGACGUAGCCACUUGUGCUGAUAAUCCAGGACACGGUGUUAUUGUGGCCGCUAUAGACGCGAUCCACAGGAUACUUUGCAUCACGAUGCACGAUAAGUUUCUUUACAAGAAAUCCGAGUACACGGCCGAUGAUUUCGCAAAGAUGUACCUCGAAAAGACUAAAGACAAGGUUGACACAGAAGUAAGCAGUAAGAAGCCGAAGGAGAUAACGAAAAGGAGCCCGGAAUGGUACACGAUGGCCGGCGACAAGCUAAUGCUGGUCACGAAGAGCCUGAUAGCGCUGAGGACCCACGAGCACCACAAGGUCAGGAAGGAGCUGUCCGUCUUCUGUUCGAGGUUGCUGACCGAAUGUAAUACAACAAUGCAGCCUUCGAUACCACUCGCCCUGGACGUCCUCAUAGCUCUGUCUAAAGAUGAAUACAGUCAAGUGUCGGACUACUGCGCGACGGCAGUGUCCACGUACUUCUCGACGGCUGCCAAGGACGCCAAGAACAAGACCAUGGACAGCUUGUGCGAGAAUUUCUUUACUACCCUCACAUGUCUGCCGAGAGUCUUAAAUAACGUAGAUUCAGCUCGCAAACUGUCGACCCUAAACCUGCUGCACGGCUACAUCCAGGUGCUGGGUUCAGAGCCGCCCCCCCAGCGCGUGGUGUCGGCGCUCAGCGUGCACACCAACAUGCAGUGUCUGUGCAACGCGCUGCUCGAGGCCGCCGCCCUCGACGCCGACCUCACGCUGCUCAGCACCGUCGCCACCAGAGACGUGCUGGCGGGUGCGGUGACCGACUCUCCGUGGGUGCGGCCGCGGUGCGUGCCGGCGGGGGGACUGCGGCGGGUGGCGGCGUGCGUGCGGGGUCUGGCUGCGACCCGCGCUGCAGACUUGCUCGCCGACCGCCUCAUGCAGGUUGCGCUGCAGCACAAACUGCCUGACGCCUUCCUACUCCUCAAUUGGAUCGGAUCGGAACCAAAAGCGCCGACAUCUCUAAUAGAACGAAUACUGAACCUGUACAUACAAGAGGACAUGUGGUACCUCCCGCUGGAGGUGGGCGGAGGCGAGGCGCCCCUCACCAGCGCCGACACGCUCGACGUCUCCGUGUACGACCCCAGGGCCUGGCACCGGGACAGCGUGCCCGGGCUGUACGAGGGCGCCACGGAGACCCGCUACACGGACAUCAGCUACAGGACGCCGCGCGCCGCGCCGCCCCCGCGCACCACGCUGCGGGAGGCGCAGCGGAACAUGCUGGUCUCCUGCCUCCUCACCGAGGGCGUGGGCAUGUUCGCGCUCACCCUCAACGAGCACUACCAGCCCUACCUCAUGAAGGUGCUGUGCCUGGUGCUGGAGAGGAUCAGCAGCCCGUACGAGCUGCUCCACCAGGCGGGGCUGAAGGCGGUGGGCAGCAUCACGGCGGCCGCGGGGCACGCCGGCCCGGCCGACCUCAUCCGCUGCAACGCCGACUACCUCACCAACCAGAUCACCAGGAGACUCAAGAAGGCAUGGGACUGCGAGUCGGCGCUGCAGAUAUUAUCUGUGGUCAUGGAGUAUAGUGACGUCACUAUGCUGGAUUACAUGUACGGAAUAGUUGAAGACGUCCUAGUCCAGAGCUGCGACAAGUAUUACGACAGGAAUUUAGAAUCUUACCUGCAAGUGUUUAUUACUUUCAUCGAAUGCCUACAAAAGUGGUUCAAGGAUGAGGAUAACACGGAUUCGAAGCCGCCGGAGCGAGGCCUCGACCUCCUGGAGGACGUCCGGGAGUACUGCAGGAAUCAACAGGAGGCGGAGAGGCUGCUGGACGAGGGGGAGCCUCCGGGGGGCGGCCAGAGCGCGGAGGAGAUGUACCGGGAGGACCGGGCCGCCGAGCUAGACGACGCGGCAGAUUACGGCGAUGCUGUUACGAAGGAAGAGGCGCCGGUAGCUCGUCACCUGAGUGUGACCGCGGCCAUAGUGCGGCGCUGCGUGCGCGGGGCGGCGGGCGCGCGCGGGGCGGCGGCGGCGCUGCGGGCGGCGGGGGGCGGGCUGCGCGUGCUGCGGGGCUCGGCGCUGCUGCUGCCGCUCGUGCACGCCGCCUGGCCGCCGCUCGUCCACAGAUUUGAAGAAGACGAUCCUAUAAUCAUGCGGUGGGCGAUAGAGUUGCUCGUCACGAUGGCUUCCGUCUCAAAGGACUUCAUCAGGGCCAGAGCUAUCAAGGAAGUCCUGCCGCACAUUUACCGGUUUCUGAAGAAGUCUUCGAGAGACAGUUACCUGAAGGACGCGGGCUCCUCGUACCGACUGAGCCUUGCGUUCGCGCUGCAGCUGUGCUCGCUGCGCGCGCUGCCGCGGCUGGCGCCCGACCUGGCGCUGGCCCGCGAGCCGCUGGAGGACGCCAUGCACAGCGUCGACCCCUACCUCUCCAAGAAACAGCCCAAGCCCUUGCAGGCGGCGGCCGUCAAGUUCUACGAGACGGUGCUAGAGUACGACUACGGCGCCGCCUGGCACCACCUGCGGAGGCUCUGCAGGAACGACGCUGUGCUGCGGCCCAAGGACCCCAGCCUCGCGCCCGUCGUCGGGACGCCCUUCCAACCCAAGAACAAGAACUAUGAGAACAAUAUCAAACUAAUAUUCAAUUUUGAGGUCUCGUAAUUGUUAGUGAAGUUAGUGUUGUGAGCGCGGCGCCGUGUAGUGUAUGUACGUAUCAGGUCGU
Molecule: messenger RNA, 3521 nt
Organism: Bombyx mandarina (wild silkworm)
Lineage: Eukaryota; Metazoa; Arthropoda; Insecta; Lepidoptera; Bombycidae
Gene: Tti1
Product: Telo2 interacting protein 1
Cellular component (GO): cytoplasm
Source: RefSeq, a predicted model, not a curated record